AUGUCAGCAGGUACCCGUUCUCAAUUGACUCGACUCCUCCUCUCUGAUCCUCUCCUCUUGUCACUAUCUCACCCAACCACACCACCAUGGGGAGCACCACAAAGCGGCCAAAGCCUCCUGAGUCCUGGAUCCAGAACCUCUUCUGUUUCCAGCAUCCCAGCGGCAAUCCUAAAAAAAACUGUAAUCAAAGUAGACGACGGAUUUGAAUCGGAUGACAGCCAACAAGCCUCUGACUCAGAAACACCAGCCAGUACUCAAAACUUGAAGGAGGCCAAUGAGAUCCCAAAGGUAGAUUACAUGACAGACUUUAGUCCCAAAAAGUCUACCAAUGGGAGAGUGAAGUACAAGCUCUACAGGGAUGGACAGAAGAAGGCCGGCCAAGUGGCGAUCCUGCCAACUUGCAAUCACCAUUUCCAUAGCUCUUGCUUGGAAGAACACUUUCAUCAUCAGAAGCAACUCCGGUGCACCUCACACCCCAAAUUCGACGUUGUCAACUGUCCCCGCUGUCUUCAUCCUUAUCCUCUCAAUUCUUCUUCUUCUUCGACCGCUUACUGGACUAAUUUUAGGAAAAAAUGUGCCACGUUCUUCAGGAAACUCUUUUACUUGAACCUGUACCCUAAGGCUUAUAAACCCCAGAAACAUAGACCAUUAGAAAUUGAUAAACUCUUGUGA
Puccinia graminis f. sp. tritici CRL 75-36-700-3 is the source of this 672-nucleotide messenger RNA. RefSeq lists its product as uncharacterized. The record is from RefSeq and is a predicted model, not a curated record. The transcript has 3 exons. NCBI's taxonomy places the organism in Eukaryota, Fungi, Basidiomycota, Pucciniomycetes, Pucciniales, Pucciniaceae. The coding region runs from base 1 to 672 and encodes 223 amino acids.